Messenger RNA from Cladophialophora psammophila CBS 110553, 2991 nucleotides. RefSeq lists its product as uncharacterized. Gene Ontology annotation, molecular function: metal ion binding. The record is from RefSeq and is a predicted model, not a curated record. NCBI's taxonomy places the organism in Eukaryota, Fungi, Ascomycota, Eurotiomycetes, Chaetothyriales, Herpotrichiellaceae. The coding region runs from base 1 to 2991 and encodes 996 amino acids. The transcript has a single exon.
AUGGUCUCCAUCCGGGCUAAGCCCCGCUUCCGACAACACCAAAGAAUCGAGCCGGAUUACUGCCCCUGCACAUUGACGCAGUAUGAGUCUGAGCGCACUGGCAUGCGAGUCAUCGUGGUGGACCAAGAGGGCCCCAAGUUACACGGCUUCUUUGUUCUUGCCACCGAGAUCCACGAUGACUCUGGGGCACCGCAUACGUUAGAGCAUCUUUGCUUCAUGGGGUCCAAGAGCUACAAAUACAAGGGCUUCUUGGACAAACUCGCUACACGAGCAUAUGCCGGCACCAACGCGUGGACAGCUACUGACCACACAGCUUACACUCUAGAAACUGCGGGCUGGGCCGGCUUUGCUCAGAUCUUACCAGUCUACCUGGAGCACGUCAUUCUUCCAACGUUGACAGAUGCGGGCUGUACGACCGAAGUGCAUCAUAUCGAUGGAAGUGGCAACGAUGCUGGUGUCGUAUACUCGGAGAUGCAGGGCGUGCAAAACAUGGCGUCGGAACUGAUCGAGCUCCAAUCCAAAAGGAUCCUGUAUCCCGACGGGGUGGGUUAUCGCUAUGAGACUGGAGGCAUGCUGGAGCAGCUCCGUGCCCUUACCGCCGACCGCAUUCGAGAAUUCCACCGGGAGAUGUACCAGCCAAAGAAUCUCUGCGUUGCUAUCUUUGGGGAAGCGAAUCAUAACGAGUUGCUGGCCAUCCUGGAUGAAUUCGAAACCUCGAUCCUACCCCACAUUCCAAGUCCAGACGGCCCCUUUAAGCGACCAUGGAUGGAGUCCAAACUGCCGUCAUCGUUGGAGGAGACGACGCUGUUGAGAGUCGAGUUUCCCGAAGAGGACGAAUCUUUUGGUGAGGUUGAUAUUCGGUUCUUGGGCCCUAACUGCGCAGAUGCGUUGGAGGUAGGGGCCCUGAACGUUGCUCUCAACUAUAUUGCCGGCUCUUCGGCUGCACUCCUUGACCAUGUCAUCGUGGAAAAGGAGCAGUUGGCAAGCGGGAUUUUCUACCAGCUCGACAGCCGCCCGCGGACGGAGAUCCAGUUUUCCAUGUCCAGCGUCGAGACCAAGCGGCUAGAGGAGGUUGAGAAACGCUUCUUCGAGGUGUUGAAAGAUGCGAUGGAACAGCCUCUGAAUAUGGAUUUCAUGAAGGAUUGCAUCGACCGUGUGGUGAGAACCAGCAAGUACAAUGCGGAGGGCUCCGCCACGGCGUUUGCGGACUUCAUCAUCUCCGAUUACCUGUAUGGAAACAGAGAUGGGACAACCUUGGAAAUUGUAAAGUCUCUGAAACAUUAUACCGAGAUCCUCACAAGCUGGACGGAAGAGCAGUGGAAAGUCUUCAUCAGGAAGCACAUUUCUGAUGCGCCUCAUGUGUCGGUCCUGGGCGUUCCUUCUGCACGCUUAUCAGAGAAGCUGAAGGCGGAUGAGGCCAAUCGAAUCGAACAGCAAAAAGCCAGAUUAGGUCCAGAAGGAUUGGAGAAAAUGCAAAGAAAGUUGGAUGAGGCGAAGGCCGAGAACGACCGCGAGAUCCCAAGGGACUUGCUAGGAAAAUUCAAAGUCCCCUUGACAGAUUCGAUCCAUUUUGUGACAAUCCUCGGCGCUCGAGCAGGCCGGGCAUUGGAUCUCGGGAGGCGGAGCAACAAGUACCAGAAAAUCAUUGAUGACGAUGCAAAAGACGUACCACUCUUCCUCAAUUUCGAACACAUACCAACCAACUUCACCCGAGUCCACAUGAUCAUUUCUACCGAAACUCUUCCAGACGACCUCCGACCACUCCUGGCCAUCUACAUGGAAGCUUUCUGGAGCCUGCCCAUCAAGCGAGGUGACGAGAUUAUCGAUUUCCGCCAAGUGGUCACCGAGCUCGAGCGGGAUACCGUAGGCUAUUCAAUUGAUGCGGCGAACAACCUGGGCAAUGUCGAAGGCAUCAGAAUAAGUUUCCAAGUGGAGAGCGAACGGUACGGAGUGGCCGUCAAGUGGUUGACCGAAUUACUUUACAACUCCAUCUUUGAUGUGGAGCGGCUGAAGGCUGUAACCACUCGUCUUCUUGCAGACGUGCCCGACGCCAAGCGCAGCGGAGAUGACAUGAUGAUGACGGUUCACUUCAUGACGCACCUGGCUCCAAAAUCAAUAACCCGUGCAAGGACUACAUUGGUCAAGGCACUCUAUCUGAAGAGAAUCAGGCACUUGCUCAAAGUGGAUCCCGAACGAGUCGUGAGCCAGCUGGAGCGACUACGCAAAUUACUAUGUCGCUUCGAGAACUAUCGUGUCCUCGUCAUCACCAAUCUGGAAAAGGUGCAAAAGCCCGUGAGCACAUGGAAACCAUUCCUGGAGAAGUUGGACCCGACAAAAGAGAUGACUCCCGUCGGUCGCCGCAUCGAGCGACUCAGUGAAGCUGGUAUGAAUCCGGGGAAACUGGCCUACGUCGUUCCGAUGCCCACAAUUGAUUCGUCUUUCGCGUUCGCCGUGGCCCGCGGACCGACUUCCUACGACGACCCGCAAUUGCCGGCGAUAAUGGUCGCAUUGGCAUAUAUGAAUGCCGUCGAGGGGCCGCUCUGGGUCGCUGUGCGAGGCACCGGGUUAGCGUAUGGAACCAACAUGGGUUUCGACGUCGAAUCCGGGUUUAUCCACCUAGACGUCUACCGUUCCCCCGAUGCAUACAAAGCAUUCGAAGCAUCCCGAAAGAUAGUCUCUGGCUACAUGACUGGGGUUGUCGACUUUGACCCACUUAUGUUGGAAGGAGCGAUCAGUUCUAUCGUGGUAAUGUUUGCAAAUGAGCAAGCCACGCUGGCGAGUGCCGCAGGGAUGAGUUUCGUUCGAAGCGUAAUGCAAGGUCUGCCGGAUGAUCAUAUGCAGAGGAUGUUGAAGAGGGUGCGACAAGUGAGUGUGCAAGACAUCAAAGAUGCACUUGAGAAGGUGAUUUUCAAUAUAUUCCUACCUGGGAAGGCGGAUAUCGUGGUGACAUGUGCGCCGGGACUGAAAGAGGUGAGCAUUCCUGAUAUUUGA